This is a messenger RNA of Bipolaris oryzae ATCC 44560, 885 nucleotides long. RefSeq lists its product as uncharacterized. Bases 1 to 885 code for a protein of 294 amino acids. The record is from RefSeq and is a predicted model, not a curated record. The transcript has a single exon. NCBI's taxonomy places the organism in Eukaryota, Fungi, Ascomycota, Dothideomycetes, Pleosporales, Pleosporaceae.
AUGAACACGCACCAAUGGCUCAUUGAGCACUGCCCUCUGGGAGCCACAGGAAAUGAGAUGGAUCCAGUUGCAGGACCUACUGGCAACUCCGAUACACAGGAGACACCGAUUUGGCCACAAAGAUUACUAGUUCGAGUUGAUAGCCACCAUUCAACCCAAGAUACACCCGACUCGCUACACAGUAGCAACGAAUCGCGCGAAUCCGAGGAAGAAACAGCACCGAGCAGCACCCCCGCCACAUUAGAUACACAAGAUCACUAUGAAUUACACCCAAGUAUCAUCUCCAGUAUCGAAGCCCUCCUCCAAGACUCCGACAACGACAACGAACCAGUCGAUCUUCUAACCCCUUCAUCACCCCAAUCUUACCCCAUCUCGCUUGCUGAGCAACAAACCAUGAUACUCCACCAAGACCUCAUCUCCCUCUUCAUCCACCACCGCAUCGCCGCAACUACCUUUUCCGCCCCUUCCCCCUCCGCCCUCCUCGCCACCGAAGAAAUGGAAACCCUAAUGUCCCACUACGAAACCAACCUCAUCUCCCCCCUCUACUCAGGAAUCUCAACCCGCAUCCACACCAGCAUCCUCUACACCGCCUACAUAAUCUCCGACCGCACCUUCUUCCCGCGGUCCCCCUUUACCAGCCUAGCAUUCAGCUAUCUCAGUCCCCAACGCUAUCUGGUGAGUAGACUGAGGUACCAGAGGGUGUCGAGCGAGAUGUUGGUGGUGUUUCAGAAUUCGCAGACGCUAAUGAGGGAGCUGGAGGCGGUGAUGUGGGGGCGGAGACGGUAUUUGAGGAGGUUGAGGAGGUAUCCCGAGGUUGUGGCUAGGACGAUUUGGAUGUUGGAUCCGACGGUGACGCAUAGGUGGGUUGGGCCGUUGGUUUUGUAG